Molecule: messenger RNA, 810 nt
Organism: Menidia menidia (Atlantic silverside)
Lineage: Eukaryota; Metazoa; Chordata; Actinopteri; Atheriniformes; Atherinopsidae
Source: the annotation of a GenBank genome assembly
GUAGGAGUAAGUUCAUCAUCUCUUUAGCACAACCACAUGGACAGUGUUGUCCAAUGCUUAGGCCACACCCACUCACAUUUUCAGGAAGUGAAAUGUGGAACUGCAACUGAAGGACAACAGAACGAGCCAACAGCUGAAAAUUUCAGGUCAUUUCUGCGCUUCAGAGAAGUAUCUCCUGCUGCCAAAAACGAGAACUGCGGGCUAAUGGCUGUAAGCAGAAUAUUAUUCUCUCUUGCCGUUUGUGUCCUGCUGGGUCAACAGACAUCUGCUAAAAAUGAUGCUCCAUGCCAGCCCUCCAGAUGGAACAAUGGCUUCAAAACUUUCAUCAAACGCCACAUUGCCUCAGGAGCUCCUUCCUCUCUAGACCAGAAUGAGUGGGAGAAGUACAUCAGGGGUCUCGGAAACUGCAACAGACCCACUCAGUCCUUCCUCAGCCCGGAAGAUUUGGAGAAGGUGAGGGCUGUGUGUACAAACGGAGGCGGAAAGGUGCUGAAGGACAACCUGUGCAUCAGCCAGAAGCCUUUUACUUUCGUCACGGUGAGAAGUGAGCAAGGAACCUGUGGCAUCAAAACCGUCAAAGAGGAAACAAAACACCUGAUCCUGGCAUGUGAAGUGUUGGACAACCAGUGCCUGCCGGUCCAUUUUGAGGGAAACCCUACAUACCUGAAGCCAAGUAACAACGCCAAAGGCUGCCAAGACCCAGAGGCAAAAGCCCACGCUCCCAGCUCCAAAACGUCAUGGCUCUGGGAUUCGGGCGGGCCAACAGUCACGCAAAGCUGCAAGCACCAAGCAGGAGUAAACACCGGCUGA